AUGGGAUCCACCGCCCCAACCAAAGCCGAGCUCAACGGCUCCAAUUUCAAGAUCACCCGAACCACCAGCCCCCGCAAGGUCCCGGAGCCCGGCUCAGCCGAGGAACUGAGCCACUCGCACUGCACCGACCACAUGGUCACGGUGCGGUGGACGGCCGCCCAGGGUUGGGAGACGCCCGAGGUCAAGCCGUACGAGAACCUGAGCAUCCCGCCGACGGCGUCGUGUCUGCACUAUGCCACCGAGUGCUUCGAGGGCAUGAAGGUGUACCGCGGGUACGAUGGUAAGCUGCGCCUGUUUCGGCCCGACUGCAAUGGCGAGCGGCUGAAUACCAGUGCGCAGCGGUCGUCGUUGCCUGGGUUCAAGUUUGAGGAGUUGAAGAAGCUUGUGGCGAAGUUGCUGCAGAUUGAUGGACCGCGCUGGCUCCCCAAAUCCCGUCCCGGCUCCUUCCUCUACAUCCGCCCAACAAUCAUCGGCAGCGGCCCACACCUCGGCGUACAAAUCCCCAAAGAAGCUCUCCUCUUCAUCAUCGCCGUCCCCUGGCCCGAUUUCACCAAACUCAAGCAAGACCAAAACGACGACUCGUCCGCCCCCGCACCCAAGGGCCUGAAACUCUUCGCCUCAACCCCGGACGCCAUCCGCGCCUGGCCCGGCGGCUUCGGCUGGGCCAAGCUCGGCGCCAACUAUGGCCCAUCCCUGCAGGCGCACGGCAAGGCGCAGGCCAUGGGCUUCGACCAGAUCCUGUGGCUGUUCGGCGAGGAUCGGCAGGUGACUGAGGCCGGGGCUAGCAAUUUCUUCGUGGUGUGGCGCAAUGCGCAGUCGAAUCAGCUCGAGCUUGUCACGGCGCCGUUGGAGAGUCAGCUUAUUCUGCCGGGCGUGACGCGGCGCAGUGUGUUGGAGCUUGUUCGGGAGAGGUUUUCUACGGAGAAACAGCAGGCUGAGGGCUCGUCGCUUGCGCCGUUGCAGGUUGUGGAGCGCCCGUUGACUAUUCAUGAGAUUGAGACGGCGUCGAGGGAGGAGCGGCUUGUCGAGGCUUUUGUGUCGGGGACUGCUUACUUCAUCACCCCCGUCGCUAUGAUCCGCAACAACGACCUCGAUAUCAGCACCCUCGGCCAGGGUGGCAAGCCUGCGGGCUAUGCUGCCCAGAUCAAGUCUUGGCUCGAGGCUAUUAUGUAUGGCAAGGAAGAGCACGACUGGAGCUAUGUCAUCGAGGAAGAGAAAUAG
This is a messenger RNA of Penicillium alfredii, 1221 nucleotides long. Its product is annotated as branched-chain amino acid aminotransferase, cytosolic. The record is from RefSeq and is a predicted model, not a curated record. Bases 1 to 1221 code for a protein of 406 amino acids. NCBI's taxonomy places the organism in Eukaryota, Fungi, Ascomycota, Eurotiomycetes, Eurotiales, Aspergillaceae. The transcript has 3 exons. Gene Ontology annotation, biological process: L-valine biosynthetic process; L-leucine biosynthetic process. Gene Ontology annotation, cellular component: mitochondrion. Gene Ontology annotation, molecular function: branched-chain-amino-acid:2-oxoglutarate transaminase activity.